UGUGCGCGCAUUGUCAUGGUUCAAAGGUUCGUUCCGCAGUUAUUUAAGAGAGCCGCCGCGCCUGUGUCGAGGGACGACCUUGUCCUGGAGGAAGCGUUGUGCCAGCGGCCGCACAGUUCGUCUGCCCUCGGUGGCGGCAGCCAACUCUCGUCGCUGCAGCGGGGCACUGGCGGCAGGAGCUCAUUCAGUGGAGUCGUGUGCACUGUGUUUGGAGCCUCGGGAUGCCUCGGCCGUUUCCUGGUCAACAAGCUGGGCAAGAUUGGCACCCAGCUUGUGUUGCCAGCGAGAACAAACCUCUACGAUAUGCAGCGCUUGAAACUUUGUGGUGACCUUGGCCAGGUGCUGUUUAUGCCAUUUCACCUGAAAGAUGAACUGAGCAUUGCCAAAGCAAUGAAGUAUUCCAACGUGGUCAUCAACCUUAUUGGAAAGGAUACGGAGACUAGCAACUUCACCUUCAACGAAGUUCACGUCAAAGGUGCUGAGAGGAUUGCCCGCAUUGCCAGAGAGAGCGGUGUGGAAAAACUCAUCCACUUCUCUGCUCUUAAUGUCGCGGAAAAUCCCAAGCCCAUCAUAAAGAUUGGAGGGUCAAAAUUUUUGGCGAGCAAGUGGCUGGGAGAGCAGCUGGUUAAAGAAGCAUUUCCUGGAGCCAUAAUUUUCCGUCCUGCAGACAUGUAUUCCCAUGGGGAUCACUUCCUGAGUUACUACGUCUCCAAUUUGCGCAGGAAUUUCACAUACGUGCCUGUGUGGAACAAAGGCAAGGGGAUCAUCAAGCAGCCUGUCUACACGGAAAAUGUGGCUGAAGGUGUGGUCAAUGCUAUCUUUGAGCAGGGCAAUGAAGGCUUGAUUUACCAGGCCGUUGGGCCUCGUCGUUAUGAACUGGGCGAGUUGAUUGACUACAUGUUCAGGGUGAUGCGAAGAGAAGUGGGAUACAUUCGCUACGACAUGCGUUUUGACCCAUUUUUCUUGUUGCGUGUGCAGCUCCUUGAGACAUUUGGCUUCAAGUAUCCACACCUGUCAUGGGAGAGGUUGGAAAGGGAGCACACGUCGGAUGUUGUGUAUUAUGAGCACCCAACCCUGGAAGACCUGAAGGUGUCACUCACUUGUGUUGAGGACAGGUUCCCGUUCGAGCUCAAGUACUACCGUGAGGCUGCGUACUACGACCCAGAUAUUGCCCAGUUUGAGAAAGUUAGGCCUCCGCCUGUCAUUCUCGAUUGAUUCUGUGUUACACAACAAAUAAACAGGUCUAACAGAAACCAA
Molecule: messenger RNA, 1257 nt
Organism: Rhipicephalus microplus (southern cattle tick)
Lineage: Eukaryota; Metazoa; Arthropoda; Arachnida; Ixodida; Ixodidae
Gene: ND-39
Product: NADH:ubiquinone oxidoreductase subunit 39
Cellular component (GO): mitochondrion
Molecular function (GO): protein-containing complex binding
Source: RefSeq, a predicted model, not a curated record